AUGGCAACAACAAAAAGUCCAAAUGAAGAUUUUAGCAUGGAUGAUUUCGAUGCGCUUUUAGCUGCUCUCAGUCCUGAAGAUCUCGAAAAAGUCAAUGAUCUUAUCGAUCCAGAAAAUUCAUUUUUACCAGCAAGCGACCGUUGUAAACCACAGACAACUAAAACUGCCACUGGUCCAUAUGAUCGUUCGAAACUUCUUGAAUUUCUCACUGAACAAGGAAAAAAUGAGAAAGACUGGGAUCAUUAUCAAUCGUAUACGCCAGGUGAGAAGAAAGGUAAAGUUUGGCAAGCACCUUCUGUAACAAAAUCAACACAAGAAGACGACGAAUUUAUUGUCAGUACAGAAUGGGAUGAUGUAUUAGCAAAUGCAAGUGAAUCAGAAAUUGUUGAACUUGCCGCUAUACUUGGCUUUACUGGUUUAAUCAAUCAAGUGCAAUACCACGCUGCCUUAACUGAUAAGGGUUUACCAUCAAAUACGGGCGGAUGGAACGCUGCGGCUAGAGGUGAACCAUUGAAAAUUCUUCCACCAGAACCUGAUAAUACCACUGAUAUUGAAGAUUGUAUAAAAAAAGCUAAAGCCAACACACCAGAAUUCACACGUAUUAAUAUAAAUAAUAUCAAAGAAGUUAGCGCAGAUAUACUCAAAGAAUUAAUUAAUUCACUCAAAGAAAAUACACAUGUAAAAACUCUCGAAAUGGCUAAUGUUGGCUUGACGGAUAGUAUUGGUCGAGUGCUUGCAGAACUUAUCGAAGCUAAUUCAACAUUAAAAACUGUUAACGCUGAAUCAAAUCGUUUAACAGGAUUAGUUAUCAGUGAAAUCGUACGAAGUACAUUAAAAAAUCAAACAUUACUGGAAUUACGUUUGUCAAAUCAACGUUCGCAAAUAUUGGGUAAUCGAGUUGAAAUGGAAAUAGCUGAUGCUAUAUCUCAAAAUGAUACUCUUCUCCGAUUGAAUCUACAAUUCGAUACACUUGGACCACGUGUUCGUGUUACGGAAAAACUUAAACAAAAUCUAGACGUUUUACGCAAACAGCGCUUAAAUCAAAAACAAUAA
This is a messenger RNA of Rotaria socialis, 1053 nucleotides long. NCBI's taxonomy places the organism in Eukaryota, Metazoa, Rotifera, Eurotatoria, Philodinida, Philodinidae. The record is from the annotation of a GenBank genome assembly.